GGGAGGGGCGGUGUCUCAAACGGAAGGUGGUGGUUGUCCGAGUCCGAGCUGGUUUGAAAGUGGGGGGUCGGGCCCGGCCGUCGUCGUCUGUCGCCGCGGGCCCGCUUCCGGGCGAGGCCGUCCCUGCCCGCGCCCGCACCGCCGCCCUCCGGCGCCCACCGUCCCCCCUGACUUGCGCCCCGGCCGCCGCCCCUGCCCGCAGCGCGGCCCCGCCGCCACCAUGUCCCUCCACGGCAAACGGAAGGAGAUCUACAAGUAUGAAGCCCCCUGGACCGUCUACGCCAUGAACUGGAGCGUGCGGCCCGACAAGCGCUUUCGCCUGGCGCUGGGCAGCUUCGUGGAGGAGUACAACAACAAGGUCCAGCUUGUUGGUCUCGAUGAAGAGAGCUCAGAGUUUAUUUGCCGAAACACCUUUGACCACCCGUACCCGACCACGAAGCUCAUGUGGAUCCCCGACACGAAGGGCGUCUAUCCAGACCUGCUGGCCACCAGUGGCGACUAUUUGCGGGUGUGGAGGGUUGGUGAGACGGAGACCAGGCUGGAAUGUCUGCUGAACAAUAACAAGAACUCAGAUUUCUGUGCCCCCCUGACAUCCUUUGACUGGAAUGAGGUGGAUCCUUAUCUCCUAGGCACCUCCAGCAUCGAUACGACUUGUACCAUCUGGGGGCUGGAGACGGGGCAGGUGUUGGGACGAGUGAAUCUUGUGUCUGGUCACGUGAAAACCCAGUUGAUUGCCCAUGACAAAGAGGUCUAUGACAUUGCGUUUAGCCGGGCUGGGGGAGGCAGGGACAUGUUCGCCUCGGUGGGCGCUGAUGGCUCGGUGCGGAUGUUUGACCUCCGCCACCUGGAACACAGCACCAUCAUCUACGAAGACCCCCAGCAUCACCCUCUGCUUCGCCUCUGCUGGAACAAGCAGGACCCCAACUACCUGGCCACCAUGGCCAUGGACGGAAUGGAGGUCGUGAUUCUGGAUGUCCGAGUUCCCUGCACGCCUGUGGCUCGAUUAAACAACCACCGGGCCUGCGUCAAUGGCAUUGCUUGGGCCCCGCAUUCAUCCUGCCACAUCUGUACCGCAGCGGAUGACCAUCAGGCGCUCAUCUGGGACAUCCAGCAAAUGCCCCGGGCCAUCGAGGACCCGAUCCUGGCCUACACGGCCGAAGGCGAGAUCAACAAUGUGCAGUGGGCGUCCACGCAGCCCGACUGGAUCGCCAUCUGCUACAACAACUGCCUGGAGAUUCUCCGAGUGUAGUGCUGGUGGCGCCGUGCCCGUGAGGCAGGGGCUUGUGUGUCUUCUGCCCCUGCCCCACCCCCCAAGUAAGAAGAAACGUGUUUCCGGUGGCCAGUAUGUCUCUCAUUGCUCUGCACCCGCUGUCACCAGAAGCUGCUGUCGAAGCUCCCAGCCAGCCCCGUGCCAGGCUCCGGGCUGUGUGGCGCCUCCUCGGCCCAGGGCUGAGGGUUAAGAUUGUUGUUGUUUCUCUCGCUUUUCCUCUUCCCUCGCGGGCCCUCAGUUCUCCAGUUUCUGUGUGUUUGUCUGUCAGCGGUUGUGUUCCUGAGCAUCCCACGCACUGGCGGUGUUUGUACCUCCGGCCCUCUGCUGCCCGAGGCAGCCCUCUUUCCUCUCCCGGCCCCUGUGAGCACUUACGUGGGAACAAGCGCUAAUUUGCAGUUGUCUUUUCUCCUAUUAUUAGUGUCUUGAACAAAUUUCGACUUUGUAUAUUUUUUACCUAUCAGGCUAAUUUUUUAAUGAAAAGAACUUUCCUCCUGCUGGUUUAUUCUUCCUUGGUUUCGUCUUCCCCGGCAGCUCCUCCCUCCCCUCGUCCCUCGGGGCCGGAAGCUGGCGCCGGGCCCUCGAUCCCCAGAGCACUUUGCCUGCUUGAAUCACUGCCUGAGCAGAACCUCCCCGACCAGGAGUCCCAAGCCGCCUCGGUGCUCGGGAGUCGGCGCGCCCUCCCCCCUGUCCUCAUCCUGGCUCUUCUCAAAGGCCCGCUGGGCUCCCAAACAGCCAAGAGUGACACCAUCCGUUGCUCCCAGAGAUACCUCGGUCCCGCCCCUUUGAGGCUGAGUGGGGAUGUGCCCGCCCGAGGGGAACCGGCAUCGUUCAGUACAUGGCUUCAGUCUGUUUCCCCCCAGCCAGUCUGCCCGACCCGUCCCAUUUCAUGUUCUAAAUGAUGGGCAAGAAGUAUCUGUCAGCUGGAUUUCGGUAUUUCUCCCGGUUCCCUGUGCCGUGACCGGGCCUCUGGAGGGCGUGCCCUGAGGUGUGGGCGUCCUGUGUGGGAAGCACUGUCUGUACGUCUCAUCCGAAACACAGUCUUCAGAGUGUGGGGGGCAGCUGGGGAUGGAGCUCAGCCAGCAGUAGAGCGUGGACCCUGUAUGUGUGAGGUUCUGGGUUCGAGUCCAGGCACCACACAUACAGAGGUGUGGGAGACUUGUAAGGGAAGGACCUUAGUAACUUAGAGACCUAGAGUCAGAGACUUGGAGUCAGCCAGUUAAGGGCCCUGUCCCAGCCUCUGCCCGCCGUGCCCCGGCUUUGGGAUUGAGCAGUAUUGGCCUUGACGGCUGUGUGGUCUGUUUCCGUUACCUGGUGAGUUCCAUGAAGGGACUUGUGUGUGACUCUGCUAUUGGGUGAGUCCGUAGGGGAGGGUGGGACGUGCCCAGCGUUUGGAGAGCGGUUCUUGGCCUUGCCUGGUGUGCCCGCUUCGUUGUGCGGGAAGGUCCCUGCAGCCUCAGCGCAGCCACAGGCUGCUCGGUGGGCCUGUCCACUUAGGCCUGCCUUGCUCUUGAGAAUCAACUCGGUUUGUUUUGUUUCCCUGGGCCCUUGAACUUGGGGUUCAGCUUUCCUUUUCAGACAGAACCCUGUCCCCAAAGCCCUCUGCUUUACUUCCCAGUGGCUACUCCCGAGGGAAAGACGCUUUGUUGGUUGUGGUGUUUCCCCUGCUGCCUCGUGGAGGACUCCGUGGCCAUCACCCCUCCCCCCAUUCACACGGUGUCAUUUGGAUCUCCAGAUUCUGCCUCUGCUUUCAGUUGUGUGUGACGUUUCAGGGUCCUUCUCUGAAGGCGAGUCCCGGCCCGUGGCUGCUGGCUCCAUCCAGGAGUCCCACCAUCCCUUCCCGUGGACAGGUGAAGGUCAGACUGGGCCAGAGCAUUCCCCGCCGAGUUUUGAGUCCAGAGUCUCUCCCGUGUCUGUUCUUUCCUCAGCUCUGAGCAGUGAGGAAGCUUGUCAGCUGGGACUUGAAAGUAGUCUGGGGGCGGUUCGGUCGUAAUUGGCUGUAUUUAGGGAAAGUUUCUGCAACUCUGGACCAACAACAUUUGCUUCUGAUGCUCCACGGCCUCCCCCGGGGCCCUGUGGUCUGGCCCUGAGCUCCCAUCUGAGGCGCAGGUGAGACUCGCCUCCCCACACCUCAGGAAACCCCACAGCCGGCCACAUACCAAGCAGUAGAGAUUUGCUGUCAUUUAAAAAAGCAAGGACCGACAUAACUUACCUGCAUUCUUAUGUUGCCACCCAGAGAAGGAGAGAGAGAGAGAGGGGGAGAGAGACAGAGGGAGGACCCUGGAUCAACUCUCCCUGAGGAAGAGCAGCUGGCGGCCCUCGUGCUCAGCCCCCGUCACCUCUGAGCCGGUGCUCCCUUGUUCAUCGGGUGGCCUGGCCUCAGUCCACCAGCAGAGAGCUCUGAAUGGUCACAGGAACCCCUAGGGCCGCAGUACUCACACCUGGGAGAAUGGACAGUGCCCUUCCAGGGAGGACCUGGGCCUCGAGGUUAGGGCUGGAAGAGGGAAAGUAAUUGCUGAGCCGGUUAAAGUUAGAGAAGAACACUCCCCCCCACCCCCAACCCACCCCCAGAAAUUGAGACUCCUACGAGGUUUGGGAGAUACUUGUGGCUGAAAGGUUAGGAGAGUUAGGGCGCAGUUUCCUUAGACGAAAGGAGGAGAUUGAGGACCGGAGGCUGAGGCGGGGCAGCGUUUGCGGGACAGUCUCGUGUGGCGGGGAUGGGCUUAUCUGGCCUCGGCCUGGACCGGCCUUUGCUGAGCCCUCACGGAGAGCCGGUGGGAAGAGGGGGACGGUCAGGGCCGAGCGAGCCUUGUAGCCACAGGCGGUGAUUGGGGUGGAAAGCGACACUUUGCAGAGGUGACGGGAGGCCUGAGGCCGGUUCAGAUCGUGGCUUGCUCGGGCUGCAGGUUCAACCGCAGAAAGCAAGAUUAGAAGCAGCCACGCGGACUGGGAUUGAGCCCGUGUAUUCCGUGCAGGAAACCGUGCUCUGGCAUGGAGCUCUUGCACCAGCUUCCCGUCUUCUCUCUUCUUGGCCCUCUGAGCUCCCUCUCCACCGUAGGACUUUCCCCCAGCUGCCCCUCGCCUUGACUUCCUGACCUUGACACCUAGCCACAGAACUCUCUCCCAGCUCACCUGGCCUUGACUUCCUGGUCUGCAGAGACCUGUAGGAGGUGCGGGGUCUUACCAAACACAGGCCGGCCAGUCCCUCCACCCUCCCCAUCCUCGUGGGACCGCCUGGCCCAGCUGAGAAGCCUCCGGGCCGACUCCUCCCUGCAUUUCAGCAGGAGGACGGAGGGUGAGACUGGCACUCUGAUGGGGAUUCUUCCUGGGAGGAACCAAGCGGAGUCAGGAGUCUCUUCUUUCGCCUGCUGAGUCUCCAGUGGCAGAGCCUGCCCCUCCACAGCCCCCCUCCCCUCCCCGCCUCCCCCACAGUUGUCAUUGCUGCUAACGGUCCACGUGAAACGAAUGGCCACACAGGAUGGACCAGGUGCGCUCAGGCUACUUUCUGGAUGUUAUUUUUUAAACAUGGAAACGUGCAGGUGCCUUCCCCAAGAGGCUCGGACUGGUGUAGCAAACCAGAAAUGGAUAAGCUAAUGCAAGUACGAACUCAGAAGAAAGAUGGUGGCAGUCUGUGUAACAGCUGGAAAACUGAUGAGCACCACCUUGGGGACAGCCCAGUGACAUGAACUUGGGAUAGCUACUAUCUUAAAGGAACGUUCUCACCUUGGGUUGACCGUGGCAUAUGGUACACAGUAUGUUAUGAAACUUGUUGCACUAAAGCUUUGACUUUAGUCAGUAUGGAUCAUUCUGCUUUGGUUCCUGUGUAUUUUAUGACCUUUUAUCAGUGACUUUUCAUCCCUCUCCUCUACCCUGAGUGUGAAUUUGUAGCAUGAUUGUACAAACCUUUAAGUAGAAAAUGGAGAUUUCUUGUCCUCUGAUAUGGUAAGCUCUAGCCAGUUUACUGUCUCCUUUAGCAUAGCGCAUCUGACCUUCCUUUCCUGUUACAUAUUUAAAUGUUUCUUCUAUACUGUAGGUCUUGUGGCAUCCCGUGGUCAGGUGGAGAGGCCGUGGCCCCUUGCAGAAGUGUACUGUAAUCAUUUUUGCUCUUUAAAGAUAAUGUUCACAGUAUUGCUAGGACACCGGGCGUGUCAUCAGACAUUGCCGCCGCGCAGUGAGACCACAGCAGUCGCUCUCCGUUGACGACAACUUGAGAGGCAUCUGAAAGUGGCCUGUUAGAUUGAUGACUUUGUUUCUCACUUCCUGAGUAUAUUUAACCUAAUUUUUCGCCCUUUCAUUCUGUUUCAGCCUCCUGUAUAAGAAGUACCGUAUUUUCUGCCCAUCAUACUUUGUAAUAAAAAUUAAACAUGUAUAGAUUGAA
Messenger RNA from Sorex araneus (European shrew), 5645 nucleotides. It is a transcript of the gene DCAF7, whose product is annotated as DDB1 and CUL4 associated factor 7. The transcript is spliced from 7 exons. Bases 221 to 1249 code for a protein of 342 amino acids. Gene Ontology annotation, molecular function: protein binding. The record is from RefSeq and is a predicted model, not a curated record. NCBI's taxonomy places the organism in Eukaryota, Metazoa, Chordata, Mammalia, Eulipotyphla, Soricidae. Gene Ontology annotation, cellular component: nucleus.